Telopea speciosissima is the source of this 2275-nucleotide messenger RNA. RefSeq names its product pentatricopeptide repeat-containing protein At1g09900-like. Gene Ontology annotation, molecular function: protein binding. The record is from RefSeq and is a predicted model, not a curated record. The transcript has 2 exons. Bases 182 to 2065 code for a protein of 627 amino acids. Lineage: Eukaryota; Viridiplantae; Streptophyta; Magnoliopsida; Proteales; Proteaceae.
GCUGGAAGGCUCCGUCUUUCGCCGCUUCCGUGUUCUCUUACUAGUGACAGAUAGUAGAUACUUGAUAGAAACCCUGAGAAUCUCGGCUCUACUUCUAUCCAUGGAUUUUGUCGCAAGCCCUUCUGUUGGUUUAUCCAUGGGCAUUUGGGUUUGAGUUUUAUGGAAACUAGUGAAAAGAAAGAUGGAUUUGGUAGUUCCUGCAAAACAAACUCCUGGGGAUUUCUCGUUGGUUAAUUCUGUUCAGAAGGAGAGUGGAAAGAAGAACAAAUUUGGGACCAAAGUUGUAGCUAGGGUUCACUCUGAUUUCAGUACAAACAGUUGUAGUUCUUUCAUUAAGGGUUUUCCAGGGUAUAAGGCCUGUUGCUGUAUUUUAUCCCCUGAUGUUGAGGUGAGAAAUAAAAGGAGCAAUCGGGUUUUUGCAGUCUCCAAGGUAGAAACUAUUAGCUCCAACGGAAAAUUACCAAACCCGGUCAAACCCCCACAUGGACAUGUGGAAAAUAGUCGAUCCUCUUUGGCUUCUGGUCAUUCUUCGCACAAUUUUGAAGAUUCUGAGAGUAACAUUCAUCUCCGUCGCCUGGUUAGAAAUGGGGAACUGGAGGAAGGUUUGAAGUUCCUGGAGAACAUGAUAUAUCAUGGUAACAUCCCAGAUAUAAUUCCUUGCACAAGUUUGAUUCGUGGGCUCUGUAAGAUAGGUAAGACUAAGAAGGCAACUAGGGUUCUAGAGAUUCUUGAAGAGUCUGGAGCUGUUCCAGAUGUUAUAACCUACAAUGUCUUGAUUAGUGGGUAUUGCAAGUCAGGGGAGAUCGAUGAUGCUUUGCAACUAUUGGAACGAAUGAGUGUUGCACCAGAUGUUGUUACAUAUAACACAAUCCUGCGUAGUCUAUGUGAUUGUGGAAAGUUGAAAGAAGCAAUGCAAGUUCUGGAACUUCAUUUGCAGAAGGACUGUUAUCCUGACGUUAUCACUUAUACAAUUCUGAUAGAAGCAACUUGUAAGGAGAGUGGGGUUGGACAAGCAAUGAAGCUUUUGGAUGAGAUGAGGAUUAAGGGAUGUAAACCCGAUGUGGUUACCUAUAAUGUUCUUAUCAAUGGAAUUUGCAAAGAAGGUAGAUUGGACGAAGCAAUAAAGUUCCUGAAUAACAUGCCAUCAUAUGGUUGCCAGCCUAAUGUAAUCACACACAAUAUCAUUCUGCGUAGCAUGUGUAGCACAGGAAGGUGGAUGGAUGCUGAAAAACUCUUGACUGAUAUGGUAGGUAAAGGUUGUUCACCAAGUGUUGUUACAUUCAAUAUCUUGAUCAACUUCUUGUGCAGAAAGGGUUUACUUGGUCGUGCAAUUGAUAUUUUGGAGAAGAUGCCAAAGCAUGGGUGCACCCCCAAUUCCCUUAGUUACAAUCCAUUGCUUCAUGGGUUCUGUAAGGAAAAGAAAAUGGACAGGGCAAUUGAGUACUUGGACAUAAUGGUGUCUCGAGGUUGCUAUCCGGAUAUUGUGACCUACAACACAUUGCUUACAGCCUUAUGCAAGGAUGGAAAGCUUGAUAUUGCAGUCGAGCUGCUUCACCAGCUAAGCAUUAAAGGGUGCUCUCCAGUGUUGAUCACUUACAACACAGUAAUUGAUGGGCUUUCAAAGGCAGGGAAAAUGGAAUGUGCCAUAGAGCUUCUGGAUGAGAUGCUUUCAAAGGGUCUACAGCCUGAUAUAAUCACAUAUUCAUCACUAGUUGCUGGACUCAGCAGAGAAGGCAAGGUUAAUCAAGCAAUUAAUUUCUUUCACCAACUUGAAGAAUUGGGCAUUAGUCCCAAUGCAGUCACAUACAAUUCCAUCAUCUUAGGCCUUUGUAAGGCUCGUCAGACUGACCGUGCUAUUGAUUUCCUGACCAAUAUGGUAUCCAAGGGGUGUAAACCCACGGAAGUGACAUAUACUAUUCUUAUUGAAGGUGUAGCUUAUGAAGGCAUGGGGAAGGAGGCUUUGGAAUUGUUGAAUGACUUGUGCUCCAGAGGGGUCAUGAAGAAAAGCUCUGCAAAACAUGUUGCGUCAAGAUGUAGGGUUGGUUCGAGAGGUUGGGUUUCUUGAGUCUUAGAUGAGAGUGUAUUACAUCCUUGGAUUUUGUUUUUCAAACUUGCUUUGAGGGUGAUGCAGUAAUCCUCUGGAUCCUAACAUUUUUUGUUGUAUCUUGCUUACUUUUGAUGUCAAUUCAAGUUGAAAACCAGACUCAAUUUUGCUAGACAACCCAUGUAGUCUUAUAUGGUCUCCUUCAACUUAUUAGUUCUACUUUAUUCCUUA